GAGAAGGGGAGAAGGAGGGGGCGGUCAAAUUGUGAAACAGCGUUCUGUAUAGGGUUACAUUACUCAGCAUUUGUAAAGAGCCAUGAACGCGGAGAAAAUGUCGAGCUGAAUUCCCUCGUUUUCCUCUUGAAAAACCUCUUCAAACACAGCGCGAGACUUCAACGCUAAAGCCUAGGAUGCCUCAGCUUGGAAACCUGUUAAUCCAGUUUCCUCUCAGCUCCAAACCUUCAGAACACACACCAACACCACAGACUCCAACACUCCCUGAGUUUUUACAACAUGUUAGGAAAACCACGGGGCUGAGGAAGGAAGACGUUUACUGCAACUUGCGUAUCCCUGACCAAUCAAAAACCCCCAGAGAUGACAUCAAUAUUGUUAUUCUCACAGGUCAGGGAGUUUUCUGCAUAGAUGUAAAAUCCUGGAGAGGCACAGUAUCUGCUGACAACCAAAACUGGCAUGUGAAAGUGAAAGAAGAGGACCAAAACUUCACCAAUACCAGCAUCGAGCAGACUGAAGAUCCCCUCAGAGUUGUCAUGACCAAGGCAGCUAACCUAUGUGGCCAUCUUAAGAGGAGUGGAGUUUCUGUGCGUCAAAGCCUCUUCUUCCCCAGAGUGAUCUUCCUCUCUCCGGACUGUGAGCUUGAUGAAGAGCUGAGGAAGAGGAGGGAGCUGGUCUCCCACAGCCAGAUAGACGACUUCCUCAGGUCAUUCAGGGAGGGCUACAUGGCCUGGAUUUCAGAUGCACUCACUCCCUCAUGGCUCUCUGGUCAUCUGUCGUACAAGCAGAUGGAGUCAGUGCGGGAGGUCCUGAGGGGGGUGGGGACGUGGGAUCUGGUGCGGCUGCACUGUGGCGAGCAGCUGAAAGGAGACUACCAGGGCUGCCAGUUCAUCGCUGUGGACCGACAGGAGACAGACAUGCUCGAGUUUUCACGAGUCAAGACCCUGUCAGCUGAUUAUCUGUGGGCCCUGCUGGGACAUGUUCCUCAGGUAACUGUUAAAAUGUACAAACGUGGCUCUCAGGGCUGGCUGGGUAAAACUCUCAACGCCACCACCACCAUCCCCUCCAACACCUCUGUGAUCUUCAGGGUCAGCGGGGAGGACACAGACGCCAAAAUCCCAGCAAGCAGCAUUCAAAGUAUCACACUUAGCAUAUAAGAAGAAAGCCAAAUAGUUUCAUACUUUUGAUACAUGUUUUUAAAAUGAUGCGACCUUUAAAUUCAUGAUAAAUAGUAUCAAAAUGUGCUAAAGCUGCAAGAGGACUUCAGAUCUCUGGUCAUAGUAAAAAAAGAAACUGCCAAAAGUGAGAAAAAGAGCAUCAGAUUCACAGAUCAACUAAUAAUGUCGGAACAGAAGUUUCUUUAACCAGCUGACAGCAGAGAUGACACUUUCUAAAUUGGACGUUUGCAGUAUUUUUGUGCUGAAGUGUUGGCAACUUAUUGGUGCAAUUUGGACAGUUAACAGGAGUUUCCCUGAAAUAUUUUUUUGCCUAGCAUUUAUGUUUUUGUUUUUUACUAGGAAGGUUAAAUGCUGGUGUCAUGACAGCCCUAAUGCACAAACAUAAAGAACCAACCCAUAUUCACAAAGUGCCUCUGACUAUGCAGUGUAAGAUUGUCUAUACAUACGUACUUUUUUGAUAUUGUGUUUUAUUAAAAUGAAAUAAUGUUAAUGAGUGACAGGAUUGUAAAGAACCAAAACUUUAAAAAAUAUCACAUCUUUUUAAAAAAAGCAGGUAAAAAGAAAAUAGAAUAGCAUUUCCCCUGUGAUUUAAUUAAAGAAGUGAAACUUCCAUAUAUUCUCAAUUCAUCUCAUACAAAGUUAAAUAUUUCAAGACUUUCUUGUCUAAAUUUUGAUGAUUACAGCGUACAGCUCACAGAAAUUAAAAAUCCACUAUCUC
Cheilinus undulatus (humphead wrasse) is the source of this 1893-nucleotide messenger RNA. RefSeq lists its product as uncharacterized. Lineage: Eukaryota; Metazoa; Chordata; Actinopteri; Labriformes; Labridae. The coding region runs from base 177 to 1154 and encodes 325 amino acids. The transcript is spliced from 7 exons. The record is from RefSeq and is a predicted model, not a curated record.